UGGUUAGCACCUAAACACCAUAAGUUACUAGCAAAAUCAUUUUGGUGCAUCAGUAGUUAGUUACUUUUGCCAAGAUUUCCCGCCUAUUUUUAGUAGAAAAACUGACUGUUUGUUUUCUGUCCCAAAAGAUAUGCUUGAACCUCAACAGCUCUCUCUCAGGAACAUAAUCUUGCGCUUGAUAGAAGCAUGCAAGAACCCUACCCAACUUAAACAAAUCCAUGCCCAUAUCUUAACAUGUCCCAACUACAUCCAACAAGAACAUUUCUUAAUUUCUCGUCUUCUCUUCUUUACCGCCCUUUCAGAUUCAGGUUCACUUAGCUACUCCUCAGAAAUUUUUCGAAGUAUAAAAAACCCAAAUGUCUCUAUCUAUAACAUCAUGAUCAGGGCCUAUGCUUCUAAAAUUGACGGGGAUUAUGAUACACAUUUGUGUCGGGCUAUAGUACUAUACAAGCAGAUGCUCACUCAUGGUGUCUCACCUGAUUGCCUCACUUUUCCAUUUCUUGUAAAAGAAUGCACGAGGAGCGUUGCUGUAGGCACAGGCGGAGGUAUUCAUGGACAGGUUAGCAAGCUUGGAUUUUGUACUGAUCUGUUUGUUCAAAAUUCACUAAUAAGUUUUUAUUCGGCAUGUGGGCUCGUAAAGAGUGCCAGGAAGUUGUUUGAUGAAAUGUCUAACAGAGAUGUUGUUUCUUGGAAUUCGAUGAUUAUUGGAUCUUUGAGAAAUGGGAGUCUUGACGAGGCACUGAAUUUGUUUCAACAUAUGGAUAAGAGAAAUAUUAUUACAUGGAAUUCGAUUAUAACAGGGUUUGUUCAGGGUGGUCGGCCAAAGGAGGCCUUGGAAUUUUUUUAUGACAUGCAGUGUUUGAGCGAUGAGAUCAAUAUGGUUAGACCUGAUAAGAUUACUAUUGCUAGUGUACUUUCAGCUUGUGCUUAUCUUGGUGCUAUUGAUCAUGGGAAGUGGGUGCACAAUUACUUGAGGAGAAACGGUGUAGAAUGUGAUAAGGUGAUCGGAACUGCAUUAAUUGACAUGUAUGGUAAAGGCGGUGGUCUGGAAAGAGCUUAUGAAGUUUUCAGGGAAAUGCCUGAGAAGGACACCUUGGCAUGGACGGCUAUAAUUUCAGUGUUUGCACUUCAUGGAUAUGGUAAGAAGGCUUUUGAUAUUUUCAAGGAGAUGGAAGCAAAAGGGGUGAAGCCUAACCAUGUUACAUUUGUUGGAUUAUUGUCAGCUUGUGCUCAUUCUGGAUUAGUAGAGAUAGGAAGAUGGUGUUUUGAUGUCAUGAAACGGAUUUACUUGAUUGAACCGCAAGUGCAUCACUUUGCAUGCAUGGUUGAUAUGUUUGGUAGAGCUGGACUAUUUGAAGAGGCAGUGGCACUUAUUAGAAACAUGCCAAUGGACCCUGAUGUAUUUGUUUGGGGCGCCUUACUGGGGGGAUGCCAAAUGCAUGGUAAUGUACAAUUAGGAGAAAGAGUGGCACAAUGUUUAAUCAAUUUGGAGCCUCGGAACCAUGCUUUCUACCUGAACUUGUGUGAUAUGUAUGCAAAAGCUGGUAGAUAUAAUGAUGUGAAGAGAAUUAGAGCCUCAAUGAAAGAACAAGGAAUUAAAAAGGAAAUCCAAGGCUGUAGCAUGAUUGAAGUUAAUGGAAUUGUAUAUGAAUUCUCAGUAAUGGGCUCCCCUGAUGUUGUGAUGGAGGAACUGCUUUGUUUAUUGAUUGCAUUAACUAAUGAGAUGAAGAUUAAAGGUAAUGUAUAAUGAAUGAUGAGACGCCAAUGGAGCCAUGCAUUUAUGGUGAUAUCUGGUCGACAUACAAGCGAAUUGUUUACCUUUCAUUCAUUUUGGAUUAUAAGAAGUUAUUAAUCAGCUGUCUAAAAUCUCCGAGUGAAACAGCUGAGAGAAGUUUAUUCCUGGAGGAGCCUUAUUGCAAUAUAAGAUGAAUGAUAGGCCCUCGAUGCGCUGCAACUGUAUAAGACAAAGGGAGCUGAACAGAGAUGCAUGCUUUAUGGAGCAUGUAGGUAAAGAGUAGAUGAAGGAUGUGGCUUCAAUCAAAAGAAGUUAAUUUGCUUUUCUGUCUUUAUGUUUUAUGGUUUCUAAUGCAAGCGUGUGAAAAUACGUCACAGCUUAUCUUCAAAAGAUGCUAACUGCGAGAUAUAAAAGACUAAUGCAUCCAUCAAAAAAGUGCAAGCAAAACAAAAACGAAGGGCCAAAAAGAUCCACUCACGCUCAAUGCUAUGCUGAACUUUAUCUUUGUAUAUGGUCCAAUGAGGAAAACUUCAAAUGAUAUGAUGCUUUUUGUCCUCUGAUCACGAAAUGCUAUGCUAUCACUUCAAAUUAUAUGAUGUUCGUCCUGAAGCAUAGAAUAUUAAGCAGUUCCUUUCUGGAAUCUGCUUUUGAAUUCUCUAUGCAACGUGUUUCACAGUGACUGCUCUACUCUUUGCUUUAAAGCACGCAUUUUCUUUUCAUGGGAUUUUUUUUAUUGUCGCCAUUUUGUAGUCCAAUUAGCAUAUUUAUUUGUCUCUGUGUUUGUCUUUGCACCUAAGAAUAUAUUCUUUUACAGAAAGGAACAAUAGGAUUUGCAGAUCAAGGAUUCGCAUUAGGUCUAUGUUUUAGAAUUUUCAGGCACAAGGUUAUCUCUGUAAACAUAGGCAGUGAGUAGAUUUAAGAGAAACGACAAGUUUCAAUGGUUCUAGAGAGGUGACAGACAAAAGAACUCUGUUGCAAAGAGAAAAACAGAAUUGCGUCGGUGCUAAA
Messenger RNA from Jatropha curcas, 2743 nucleotides. RefSeq names its product pentatricopeptide repeat-containing protein At5g66520. Gene Ontology annotation, biological process: RNA modification. The record is from RefSeq and is a predicted model, not a curated record. Gene Ontology annotation, molecular function: RNA binding; protein binding. NCBI's taxonomy places the organism in Eukaryota, Viridiplantae, Streptophyta, Magnoliopsida, Malpighiales, Euphorbiaceae.